This is a messenger RNA of Durusdinium trenchii, 387 nucleotides long. The record is from the annotation of a GenBank genome assembly. NCBI's taxonomy places the organism in Eukaryota, Dinophyceae, Suessiales, Symbiodiniaceae.
AUGAACAGCUUGGCGAGUGAGGGCAGCAGUGGCAAUCCGGGAUGGCCAUCGAACAUCUCCGUGGCGGUGAGUAUCUCUGGCACCAUGUGGCCAUUCCUGGUGGGUGAUCCGUCGAACCCCGUGCGGAACAUCACACCUUGGUUCAAUGUGCACGGCACCGACGACAGCAUCGUGUUUCCCUUUCUUCCUGUCAUGACUCACACCUACCUUCUGGCACGUGGGAUGCCAGCUACACGGAACCGCAUAGUCUGGGUGAAGGGUGCUGGCCAUGUGCCUUGGGGCACCAGCUCUCCCCUUGAUGUGAGUUCAUCUUUGCGACCUUUGAUCUUCGACUAUUUGUCCAAUGUGAUGGACUUGAGCCCUCUUUGUGCAACAAACAAAGGAUGA